AUGGGUGAUGGUGAUGAUAAAGACACUAGUGACGGUAAGGUUGUAGCCGAUACCGAAAGUGAAGAAGAAUAUGAGCGUGAAGGAUGGGGGAAGAAAAUCGAAUUUAUGCUAAGUUGCAUUGGUUUUGCUGUGGGAUUCGGCAAUCUAUGGCGAUUUCCAUACCUAUGUUACAAAUAUGGAGGAGGAGCAUUCUUGAUUCCAUAUUUCAUAUCCUUAGCUAUCUGUGGAGUUCCUCUUAUGGCAUUAGAAUUUGGAAUCGGACAGUACUUUGUAAAAGGCCCUACGGUUGUCUUUAAGAAAAUUUGUCCUUUGUUAUUCGGAACUGGCUUCUCUAUGAUCAUGGUUUCCUUUUUAGUAUCUAUCUAUUACGUUGUCAUCUUAGCCUGGGUGCUAUAUUUCUUGUUUGCAAGUUUUAUCUCUCCUUUACCUUGGACAACAUGUGAUAAUUCAUGGAAUACGCCUGAGUGUUUAGUUCGAAAUGGUUCUAAUGUUAAUGAGUCUGGAAUUUCACCAGCGGUCGAAUACUUCAAUAUUCGUGUUUUAAACAAGACAGCUAAUCCAGAUAUUAGUGGACCAGUGAAAUGGGAUUUAGCCUUGCUUCUUAUACUGGCUUGGGUGAUAGUCUACUUGUGCAUCUUUAAAGGAGUAAAAUGGACAGGAAAAGUCGUCUAUUUCACUGCUACCUUCCCUUACCUUGUAUUAGUAAUUCUAUUCUUCCGUGGAGUAACAUUAGAUGGUGCAGGUUUAGGUAUUUCCUAUUAUCUAAAAUUAGAUACAUCGAAGCUUGCUGAUAUCGAGACGUGGAAAGAGGCGGGAACUCAAAUCUUCUAUUCUCUUGGUGCGGGUUUCGGUUCCCUUAUCGCAUUUGCUAGCUAUAAUAAAAGAAAUAACAAUUUCCUUAAGGAUGCAGUCGUUAUUAGCGCUAUAAAUUGUGGCACUAGUUUCUUUGCUGGAUUUGUUAUUUUUUCAAUGUUGGGCUAUAUGUCCAAGCAACAGGGUUUACCAAUCGAAAAAGUUGUCGAUGAAGGUCCCGGCUUGGUAUUUAUGGUUUACCCUGCUGGAUUAUCUACUUUACCGGGAUCAAAUUUUUGGUCGAUCCUUUUCUUCUUCAUGUUGAUUACACUUGGCUUAGACAGUCAGUUUGCUAUGGUUGAGGCCAUUUCUACAGGAUUGACGGAUUUCUGGCCUAAUCUAUUCGCUUCUCGUAGACCAUAUCUUAUUUUAGGAUUAUGCAUUGUCGAAUUCCUGAUUGGACUAACAUGUAUAACAAAAGGUGGUAUCUAUAUCUUUGAUUUAUUUAAUACCUAUUCUGCGGGCACAGCCAUGAUUGUAACAGUCUUAUUCGAGAUUAUGGCUGUUUCAUGGUUUUACGGUGUUAGACGAUAUACACGCAAUAUAGGAUCGCUGUUAUCGUGGAGAGUUUGGAUAUCUUGGGACAUUUGCUGGGCUUUUUUAACGCCACUUAUGAUAGCGGCGGUCUUCAUCUUCAGUCUCGUUUUUUAUACUCCAAUAACAUACAAUGGCAUUCUGUAUCCUUGGUGGGCUGAUUUUGUUGGCUGGCUUAUGGCAGUCUUAUGUCUAUUAUGCAUCCUGCUUCCAGCUAUUUAUCAGCUUAUUUAUACUGAGGGAACAUUUAAAGAGGCAAGUAAAGCGCUCUCAACUGCAUGA
Trichoplax adhaerens is the source of this 1668-nucleotide messenger RNA. RefSeq lists its product as uncharacterized. The record is from RefSeq and is a predicted model, not a curated record. Lineage: Eukaryota; Metazoa; Placozoa; Uniplacotomia; Trichoplacea; Trichoplacidae. Gene Ontology annotation, biological process: sodium ion transmembrane transport. The transcript is spliced from 12 exons. The coding region runs from base 1 to 1668 and encodes 555 amino acids. Gene Ontology annotation, cellular component: membrane.